AUGCUUUAUAAACAAAUCGCCUGCGCUAUUGCGCUUUCUGCAGUAGUAUAUGCAAACCCAGAACCCGCACCAGCGAAUGCCGCAGCAGCUGCCAGUGGAGGAACUGGAACGACAUUGUCGGCCAACGCAAUUCAAUCGGGUUCCUUCAACGAUGGAAGUAACGAAGUUGGUGCUGCAGAGGUUGGACAAGCGAAAUCCUUAACAUCGCAGAACAAUUUCAUAAACAACUGCGCCGGAAAAACAUUAACCAAUGGUCUUCAAAUCACCACUGGGUCAUGUAAUGGUAUCACCAUGGGAGAUAUCCCAGCCAAGACCGCCAUGGUUUCCUCGGUCAUCACAAAUCCUCAAACCGGCGGAUCAGCAAUUGCCUCUGACACGAGCUUUAAUAUCACCGUACAGAUGUCCAAUCUUGUGGCUGGUCAGUUCACCAACGCUGAUGCUACCUACUACUCCGCGCCUCAAGCCUUGCAGGGUGGUCAGGUUGUUGGGCACACGCAUGUCACUGUUCAAGAUAUGGGCAAAAGCUUAAACCCUACUACGGCGCUUGAUGCUACUCAAUUCGCUUUCUUCAAGGGUAUCAACGAUGCCGGUAAUGGAAAGGGACUUCUCACUGCCGUUGUAACUGGAGGUCUUCCAGCUGGCAAUUACCGUGUAUGCACCAUGGCCUCGGCAGCCAACCAUCAACCCGUCAUCAUGCCCGUCGCUCAGCGUGGUACUGCUGAUGACUGCACGAAGUUCACUGUCAGCGGGAAUGGAAACACGGCCAAUGCUGCUUCAAACAACGGUUCCGGUGGAGUAGCUGCCGCGGCUGCUGCUGCCAGUGCUGUCAAAGAUCCAGGCCCAACCGGAGCUGCUGCUGCGACAACUGCCGCGGCCGCGAAGGCUGCUUCGACUGGAACUGGAAACGCAGGAAACGCAGGUGGAAAGGGUGGAGCUAAAGCUGCUGGUGGUGCAGGAGCAGCUGGUGGUGCAGGCGCAGCCAAGGGUGGAAAGGGACGGAAGCAAAGACGCCGCAGCUUCAUCGCAUGA
Lachnellula hyalina is the source of this 1029-nucleotide messenger RNA. RefSeq lists its product as uncharacterized. NCBI's taxonomy places the organism in Eukaryota, Fungi, Ascomycota, Leotiomycetes, Helotiales, Lachnaceae. The transcript has 3 exons. Bases 1 to 1029 code for a protein of 342 amino acids. The record is from RefSeq and is a predicted model, not a curated record.